Molecule: messenger RNA, 1022 nt
Organism: Macrosteles quadrilineatus (aster leafhopper)
Lineage: Eukaryota; Metazoa; Arthropoda; Insecta; Hemiptera; Cicadellidae
Product: transcription elongation factor 1 homolog
Exons: 3
Coding region: 410-874 (154 amino acids)
Biological process (GO): transcription elongation by RNA polymerase II
Cellular component (GO): transcription elongation factor complex
Molecular function (GO): RNA polymerase II complex binding
Source: RefSeq, a predicted model, not a curated record
GAACUGGAUUGUGGUUCCGCUUGGAACGGUGGAACGAGUUCCACUCUCGGAACGGUGGAUAAAUGUAGUUAUGUAGUUCCAGCUGCAGCGACACAUCUCUAACUCACUCACUCCACCACAGUUAGUUACAGUUCCACACUCCACUCAGUGCAGUACUGCAGUGCAGUGCAGUAGUACUAGUUUAGUAGUCGAGUAGUCAGAAUCAGAAAAAGAAAGAAGCCUUAUUUAUUAUUUUACUCCAUAUAGUCCAUUCCAUUUUAAAAAAAUGUUAGUGCAGUGAUUACUUAUUCCUGGUUGCUGUUGCGCUGUUGGGAUUUUACGUUUAAAGCCGUAGGCCUAUUACUAUUACUAUUAAAUCAGUGUUUCAGUGACGACAGCAAGUUACAUUUUUCCGGAGAUUUAAUCCAAGAUGACCUCCAGACGAUUGCAAAAGGAACUGGCAGAUAUCCGAGUGAAAGAAUUGCCGUUUUUCAUCAAUCUUCAGGUGGAUGAGUCCAACUUGCUGGAAUGGCGAGGAUUAUUAAUUCCAAGCUCUCCGCCUUACAACAAGGGGGCAUUUGUCAUCGAGAUCACUUUCCCCCCGGAGUACCCAUUCAAGCCACCAAAGGUGAUCUUCAAGACCAAGAUCUACCAUCCCAAUGUCGGUGAAGAUGGAACAGUCUGCGUUUCGCUGCUUCACACAGACAAUUGGAAACCUUCCACUAAGAUUGAGCAAGUUCUGGAAGCCGUUGCCUCCAUGGUAGACUGUCCCCAGCCUGAUCAUCCGAUGCGAGCUCAACUAGCCGAGGAAUACAUCAAGAAUAAGAAAAAGUUCCUGAAAAACGCUGAAGAAUUCACUAUCAAGUAUGCUGAAAAGAAAGGGAAAUCUUCAUAGUUCCUCAACUGUGUGAUUAAUGAGAAAAAAGACUUUUGCUUUACGUUUUUUUACCAAAGUGUGUAGUUUUAGUUUUGUUGAAGUUUUUGUACCAUAGUACUCAAAGAUUAUAUUUUGUGAAUACAUGAACUUUGUUAAAACUACAAUG